AUGACCGUUUCAGAGUCGGAACAGAUACCAGUGUGGCUAGACUGCGAUCCUGGCCACGAUGAUGCAGUUGCAAUUUUGCUCGCGGCAUUCAGUCCCAAGUUCAGGUUGCUAGGGGUAUCGGCGUCUUACGGAAAUGCCGCGCCAGAACACACCACUUACAAUGCGUUAGCUUUGUUGACAGCAUUGGGGAAGACUGACAUUAAGGUGUAUCAGGGAGCGAAAAGGCCGUGGGUUCGUGAGCCGGUGUACGCAGAAGAUAUCCACGGGGAGUCGGGGUUGGAGGGAUCGAGCCUCCUCCCCGUGCCGCGCAUCGAGUUGGAGAAAGAAAGUUACUUGGACGCUAUGGAGAGGGCUAUCUUGAAGUACAGUGGCAGGAUAUCGUUGAUUUGCACCGGGGCGCUCACGUCUGCGGCGACGCUACUUCGUGACAGACCGCACCUAAAGAAGCACAUCAAGUUCAUCUCGGUGAUGGGUGGAGGGAUUGACCAGGGCAACUGCAACCCACGCAAGUCUGCGGAGUUCAAUAUAUGGGUUGAUCCCCACGCUGCGGAAUCUGUGUUGUGCGACGAAGACAUUCGCGACCGGUGUAUAUUGGUUCCGUUAGACUUGACGCACAAAGCGAUAGCGACAGCAGAAAUCCAGGAACGAGUCCUCGGCAAUGGCUGCAAUAUCCGCAGACUAUACUAUGAGCUCUUUCUCUUUUUUGGAGCUACCUACAAGAAUGUGCAGGGUUUUGAGCGCGGCCCUCCCGUGCACGACCCGCUAACUUUGCUACCCUUGAUGGCCUUUUACGAUCCCAGCUUUGCAGCGACAGUUGGUUUUGUGUAUAGGCGGAUGGACCUUCGCGUCACGACAGCGCUGAGCGAAGAUGAGGGCAAGCUUAUUGGGGUGGUUCCCGACACUGAGGGAAAAGGCGUGAUAGUCGGGUUUGAUCUGAACUUUGAGUUCUUCUGGCAGCAGAUAUACAAUGCGCUUGCAGCUGCAGAGGGUACGUCGACGAUUGAGUAG
This is a messenger RNA of Eremothecium gossypii ATCC 10895, 1008 nucleotides long. RefSeq names its product trifunctional uridine nucleosidase/nicotinamide riboside hydrolase/nicotinic acid riboside hydrolase (gene URH1). Gene Ontology annotation, biological process: purine nucleoside catabolic process. The record is from RefSeq and is marked provisional. Gene Ontology annotation, cellular component: cytosol. NCBI's taxonomy places the organism in Eukaryota, Fungi, Ascomycota, Saccharomycetes, Saccharomycetales, Saccharomycetaceae. The transcript has a single exon. The coding region runs from base 1 to 1008 and encodes 335 amino acids. Gene Ontology annotation, molecular function: purine nucleosidase activity.